Messenger RNA from Somion occarium, 2602 nucleotides. NCBI's taxonomy places the organism in Eukaryota, Fungi, Basidiomycota, Agaricomycetes, Polyporales, Cerrenaceae. The record is from the annotation of a GenBank genome assembly.
AUGUACAACUUGUCAACAUACCAGAUGCCGAGAGACCAUCUUCAAAGGGAGAUCAAAAGAGUGCACAGCUGGUCAACAUACUUGCUCUACGGUAUGUUACAGGAUGUGUAUUGCAUACCAGAGGAUUCAACUUGCCAUGAUUCAGGGAAGGUAUAGCCUUACGGAGCUUAGGAUGUGCGUUGUUCAGGACGGCGUAAUCGUCGUGAGCGUGGUCCUGUAACGUAAACACCUGGUGGACAAGAGUGAACAGCGAGCAACGCUGAUCGGCGCAGGAAGCCACACACAAUUUCCGGUCAUUAUUUUACGACAACCCCUUAUUAAGGGGUAAUUCGUGUCGAUAACCUCUCACGGUUGGGAUUCAUGAACCGGGUCUCCUGUCUCCGCACGACCACCAUCUUUCCCUUCUUUCCUUAUUCUCUAGCUGCUCUGAACAAUAUUUGGCAGCAAUGGACUAUGAACAUACAAUGGAUACCCUACCAGACUUUGAUGACGCCUCUUCGGACACUUCCUCGAUCGCGACUACCACUCCUCGGUUCAGCAGACUCCUGAAUUCCGUCCUGGGCUCUCCCUUCGUUACCACCUCUGAUCUGCCGUUUCUCGAUGAUACUUCCACUCUUAAUCACAAUAAUUCCGACGACGACCUUGAAACAAUUGAUGGCACCUUUACCGCUGUACCACGCAACUACACUAUCACACGUCCCUCUUCUCCUUCUCCAAGUUUCCGGACGGACACAUACUCGAUAGUCAACUGGACUGAACAGCCCGACGUAUUCUCAGUUCAGGCAAGGCCAUCUAUCUUCGACUCUACACCAAGAUGUAGCUUCACAUUCCGCCCCUCCCUGACGAAUGGCUCUAUCGCCGGACCAUCGUCAUAUUAUCCUGAUUCCACCCCCGUUACUCCUUGCAACUCGCUACGCUAUUCUAAUUCCAAUUCUUUCAAGGGUAGCCGAAGUUUCAAUUUGCUGCCAAAGCUGUGGGAUGCACUUCGGGAAUCCUCGCCUAGCAAGAAGAGCAAGAGACGCAUGGACCUUACUGCUUCUAUCUGGAACGAGCUUGAGGGCGAUGGCUAUAUCGACUAUGCCAAUCUUCCUCCGCUUGAUGGCGAAGAGUUUGAACUCAUUGAAGAUGAGGCCUGUUUUAUUGACGUCAGGGUUGUUACCGGAGUAGAUAUCAUCUCUCAACUUCCCGAUGAAAUGGCUCUAUAUAUUAUGUCGUUCCUUGAUUUACCAGAUGUACUUUCAUGUCUCGCUGUUUCAAGAACAUGGCGCAGGUUCGCUCAAGAUAACACUAUUUGGCGAGACCUCUUCAAACGACGCAAAUCCGAUGGUUGGGAUAUUGAUUUGCGCCGUUUGAAGCACAAGUCUCCUAAUCACAAAGGAUGGAUACCACUUGAUUGGUAUGAGAUUUACAAGACACGCACAGAACUCGAUCGACGUUGGACUUCUACACCGAGUGCCAUCGCGUGUCCCAACCAAGAAGACAAGGAGAAUAUUGAAAUAUGGGAGCCCAAAGUUAGACGCAUGAGCGGUCACACGGAUAGCGUUUACUGCCUCGAGUUCGACUCCUCCAAGAUUAUCACAGGCUCACGCGAUCGGACAAUCAAGGUGUGGAGUCUGAAGACAGGUAAAUGCUUGGCAACCUUUGCAGGUCACAACGGCAGUGUUCUAUGCCUGAAAUUCGACAAGGAUUGGGAUUUGGAUGACGCCAAUACUUUGCCAGAUGACAUCCCAGAUGAUUUGUAUCCUGAAGGUGCGAAAGGACCUUGGCGGAAGGGGUUCAUGGUGAGCGGAUCUAGUGACUGCUCGGUGUGCGUGUGGGGUCUAGUUGCGUGCCCGGUGGAGGACGAAGAAGGGAAUGUGGAGUUGGCAAUUACGGGGCAGUUGCGAGGCGUGCUCAAGGGGCAUAGCGGUGGUGUGUUAGAUCUCAGAAUCGACUCGAAGUGGAUCAUCAGCUGCUCUAAGGAUUCCUUGGUUCGUGUAUGGGAUCGCAAUACUCUGUCUCUUCAUUGCACAUUACGAGGACACGAGGGUCCUGUGAACGCACUUGGUCUCGAAGGCAACAGAGUUGUUAGCGCGUCGGGUGACGGCAAGAUGAUGCUGUGGGACAUUCCCAGUGGCACUCGUAUCCGUACAUUCGAAGGUCAUGACCGUGGCCUCGCCUGCAUCGAGUUCAAAGACGACCUUAUCGUUUCCGGUUCCAACGACUGCAAGAUCAAGGUCUGGAACGCGACCACAGGAGAAUGCGUACGUACUCUUACCGGGCACGACUCACUAGUGAGGGCAUUGUCAUUUGAUAGUAGGAGUGGGAGGUUGGUUAGUGGAAGUUAUGAUCGGAGUGUGAAGGUGUGGAAUUUGAACACGGGGAAAUUGGUGAGGGAGUUCAAGGGCACUUCCCAUGACCAGAAGAUAGUCGUAUUGGACUUUUCUGAAGGUCUCGAUACCACGAUUUUUGCUUAAGAACAGGGUUUUAUGCCUUUCCAUAAUAACCAUGCAUUCGAUACCCACAUCAUCUUUGGACUUGUACUUGUAGUUCAGUCGUAUAUGUACCCUAGGAAGCAUACUCUAUCUUUGACAGGCAUCAGAAGGUGGCUGAAACGUCUAUG